CCUCCGUUUCUUUACUCCGAGCAGUCGAACUAUGGACAGCAAGAAGUUUGAGUUCAUCGACUCGCCAAAAGACAGACGAUGGUCACGUCCCAAUCCGCCAUUGAAUUCUCUUCAACUCAACAGAUGAUCUAUAUCAAUAAUUUUCCCACCAAAAGGUGGAGGUUUAGAUUGCAUUUUUUCAGUCUUGGUGUGCCUUAUUUAAGGAGGAGGUUUUAUCAAAUUUUGUGUGGAUUGUAGAGAGAAUGGGUGGCAGCAGUUCGAAAGGGACCAUUCGAAGACAAUUUUCAUCAUUUGGUUCGUCUUCGUUCAAUUUUCAUGGAUACCCAGAAUCGCCACACCCUGAACAGGAGCCAUACUAUACACCUCAGCAUCACCACGCACCUGCCCCUGCCCCUUAUAAUCAUGGGGCUCAAACUCCUCAGCCACAACGGAAGUUGGAUAGGAAAUAUUCAAUGAUAGCUGAUAACUACCAAACAUUGGAACAGGUUACUGCUGCUCUUGUUGAAGCUGGCCUAGAAUCUUCUAAUCUCAUUGUUGGCAUUGAUUUCACAAAGAGCAAUGAGUGGACAGGUGCAAGGUCAUUCAACCGGCGGAGCUUACAUCACAUUGAAAAUGGUCAAAAUCCCUACGAACAAGCAAUAUCCAUCAUUGGAAAAACCUUAGCUGUUUUUGAUGAGGAUAACUUAAUUCCUUGUUUUGGGUUUGGAGAUGCCAAAACUCAUGAUCAAGAUGUCUUCAGUUUCUACCCAGAGGGAAGAUUUUGUAAUGGAUUUGAGGAAGUAUUAGAACGAUACAGGCAAAUUGUUCCCCACCUUCGACUUGCAGGACCUACAUCUUUUGCGCCGAUCAUUGAAAUGGCCAUGACCAUUGUCGAGGAAAGCCGUGGUCAAUACCAUGUUUUGCUGAUAAUUGCUGAUGGGCAGGUGACAAGAAGCGUGGAUACUCAGCUUGGUCAGCUCAGCCCACAGGAGCGCAAGACUGUUGAUGCUAUUGUAAAAGCAAGUGAGUUCCCGUUGUCAAUUAUUGUUGUCGGGGUUGGAGAUGGUCCUUGGGACAUGAUGAGGGAGUUUGAUGAUAAUAUCCCUGCUCGAGCCUUCGAUAAUUUUCAGUUUGUGAAUUUUACUGAGAUCAUGUCAAAGAACACAAAUCCAAUGAGAAAGCAGACAGAAUUUGCACUCUCUGCCUUGAUGGAAAUACCUUCUCAAUACAAAGCAACUAUGAUGCUCAAUACAUUGGGUCGUCAGACCAGUAAUGCUCCAGGAAGGGUUCCUCUUCCCCCGCCUCUUUACAACGCCCCUUCUUUCAACAAUAGCUCAAAACCUCAUCAUUCGAGCAGUUUCCAGAAGAGUGCACCUACUUAUCCUGGAUACGACACAUCAAAAAGCACAGCUCCUACUUAUCCUGGAUACGACACAUCAAAAAGCACAGCUCCUCCUUAUCCUGGAUACGACACAUCAACAAGCACAGCUCCAUCUUCAAGUUCUCUUUAUGAUAAUCAGGUUUGCCCUAUUUGUCUUAGUAAUCCAAAGGACAUGGCUUUUGGUUGUGGGCAUCAGACUUGCUGUGAAUGUGGAGACGGACUUGAAUCAUGUCCCAUUUGUCGGACUAAAAUCAAAACCCGGAUAAAGCUCUAUUAAUACGAGUUUCUGCAUAUCUAGAGAUUUCUUGCUGCUCUUGACUUUAGAUUGUUUGGUUCAGCUGAUGCUGCAUCAGAUGACAUGAUCCGGGGGAAGAAAUGGUCAACCACGAAAAUUGUAGUUUUUAUACAUUCAUCAUUUUUGUUAAAUUUUUUUAGAAGGAAAAAGAAAAAGAAUCAAACUAUAAUUAAUCUGUUUUUGUGAUGUACAGUAUUGGGUUGUGUCUUGUACAUUGUUUUUUGGCCUCGGACAACACACCAGUUUUGAAAUAGUAAUCUAUGCUUGAAUGUAUUUUGAAGACAGCUGAUGUUAAAUAUUUUUAGACCUACAAAUGUAGAUGAGCAAUCUUUGUGUUUUUUGCGAGAAUCUUAAAAUAAACAGGCUCGGAGCCAAUAUUCCAAAGGAUUUGGUAAA
Molecule: messenger RNA, 2051 nt
Organism: Cornus florida
Lineage: Eukaryota; Viridiplantae; Streptophyta; Magnoliopsida; Cornales; Cornaceae
Product: E3 ubiquitin-protein ligase RGLG5-like
Exons: 12
Coding region: 243-1637 (464 amino acids)
Source: RefSeq, a predicted model, not a curated record